Messenger RNA from Williopsis jadinii, 1397 nucleotides. Its product is annotated as YqaE/Pmp3 family membrane protein. Gene Ontology annotation, cellular component: membrane. The transcript has a single exon. The record is from RefSeq and is a predicted model, not a curated record. Lineage: Eukaryota; Fungi; Ascomycota; Saccharomycetes; Phaffomycetales; Wickerhamomycetaceae. Bases 392 to 898 code for a protein of 168 amino acids.
GCGAGCAGUUCAAAGUCGCAGCCUUCAGAGGCUCAGCACCUUAAUACGUAAUAAAACACCAUUUAACGUGUAUUGUGAGCCCGUUGUACGUCAUCGACCCUCUGCCUCCCUAAAAGCCCGACCAUGCGCAUCGGCCUAAACCGACACUUUGCGCCUCUGCCUAGGCAGAGGCGCCCAGGCUACGGAACAACCGGCGGCGGCGAAAACCCAGCAGAGAAAAAGAAAAGCCCCCCCCCCCCAAAGGAGAAAAAUUAAUUGCAUCCUCUCUGUAUAAAACCAAACGGUUAUCUGCCGCCGAGGCUUUCAACUCCCUCACAGUAAAUUUUUCUACACACUGUCUGGACAUUUUGUCUGUAUUUUGGUUACCAUAGAAUUGAGAAAUAAGAAGGUGAUGUGCUGUUGCAACGUUUGCUGCUGUGAUUGUAUACUUGUGCUGAUAGCGCUUGUGUUCCCGCCGUUUCCCGUGUGGGUCAAGUGUGGUGUGUGCUCCGCUGAGUCGUUCAUCAACAUUGCGCUGUGCUUUUUGGGGUACCUGCCGGGUGUUCUUCACAGCUUCUACAUCAUUGCGAAGUAUCCAAUCAGGUAUGUUGUUCUGGACGAGGAGGCACAGAUAUACCGUGUUGUGAACGAUCCUUCGAACGCCAGAAGACACAGCGUAUACCCAAGAGCGACGAUGGUCACAUCGUCUGCCGGGUCGCAGUUGACCACCGCGGACUCGACGCAGUUGUACUAUGGCUCUACGAGCAGUGUGAAUAACACGGGCAACAACAACAGCCAAGGUGAAGCGUUCCCGCAACCACCUCCAUAUACCGAGCUCGAUAACUCCACUGUGCAGGAACAACCUCAACAAGGAGCUCACCCGCAACUACAGUCGUCACAGUUUAGUGGUAAGAAUUAGACAACCACGGUGGACUGCCAGAACGAAUAUAGAAUGAGUACCCCAUAAUGACCUUUCCGCUAAGCCGCUUUAACGAUUCAUACACACGAUACCCAAAUUUUAAUAAUGCCACUCAUUUAAUUGAUGUCAAGUCUCAUAUAAAAGACAGGUGUAAAUUGGCAGCGUAUAGUAUUAAAGUCUCUGUCUUUUGUCCAGGUGAUCUGGCAGAUCGUCGAGUUCUUCUAGAGGAGCAACAGUAUCAAGGCCGUCCACGUCAAAUAUUUCAAGAUCUGUUACUCUAACUGUGACUGGAGUGGAUGCAAUACAGUUGCAGACACCGUCCUCAACGAGAUAGAUCCUUAGACACCUAUCCACAGUCGCAGUGGCAAUCACCAGGAACCUGGUUUCGCCAUGUCUUCCAUUCCUCAACUUUUGUAUCUUCAUAGCACCCAGAGGCCCGAUUUGUAACUUGAAUCUGCUCAUCACAGUCAGCCUCAGCAGAUGAACCAAGACAACGUUG